Anopheles bellator is the source of this 3573-nucleotide messenger RNA. Its product is annotated as microcephalin. The coding region runs from base 49 to 3573 and encodes 1174 amino acids. The record is from RefSeq and is a predicted model, not a curated record. NCBI's taxonomy places the organism in Eukaryota, Metazoa, Arthropoda, Insecta, Diptera, Culicidae. Gene Ontology annotation, biological process: mitotic cell cycle. The transcript is spliced from 4 exons.
GUGUUAAACGUGAUAAUCGUUGAAAGUGUGCCCGCAAACAGUGGAGAGAUGAUUGGGCAGGUGAAAACGACAACACCGCGGCUGAAGCGGCUCUCCGUCGGCUUGGCGUCCAAAGACCCGACAUGUUCACCGUUUUCCACAGCGUCAUCGGAGAAACAUUACGCUGGGGACCAUGUUACACCCGGUGGCCAGCGGAUGAGUUUGCACGAAAACCUCCUAAUGCGCAUCUUGUCUACACCGAGUGAGAGUCCGCUUCAUGACCGUUCGCCUGACGAUGACGCCGUUUCGACGACUACGCCGCAACGCUCGGCAGAUGACUCGUUCGACAGUUGCCUCUCCGGAAGUGCGACGCCAGUUCUGGAGCUACUUAAUGUUGAUAGUGAGCCGCAGCCCGGCACGUCUCGGCCAGAGGGACUGGCCGCUAAUCCUCACAUGAUGAGAUUGUUCCGGGACUUGAACAGUCCUUCGGCUACCUCGCGGCUACGAGCGUUGCGUGCCUUAAAGUCUCCGUCCAAGCGCGUCGGCUACUUUAACUUCGAUGUGCCACACGAACAGCAGGAUAUCAUCACGUCCGAGGAAAGGGAUGGCCCGGUGACGCGAAACAUCAAGGACGUACUGCGGGAUGUGGUUGUGUACGUUGAGGUUCGCUCCGGAUCAGACAACCGAUCCAACGGCAUCAAACAACACAUCGCCUCGCUGGGAGCACGGGUUAAUGAGCGUCUACUGAAGGAUACAACUCACGUGAUAUUCAAGGACGGUCUGCUGUCGACGUUCCAGAAAGCGAAGAAAAUGAACAUUCCAGUGGUGUCGAUACUUUGGAUUGAAGCCUGCAAGCGCCAUACAUGCCUGAUGAACCCGAGCGAAUUUAAGAUAUCGAACCUGGAGCGCUACGAAAAUCCGGAACUGUUCAAGAGAAUCAGGCGCCAGAAAUCGAUGCAACCCGGAGCCCAAGAAAAGGCUGGCAAUAAGAAGCGUCCCGUUGUGGCCGCAAAAGGCAGCGCAGUCUUAUCUCCUCCGACAAAGCUUCCUACUCUGCACCGACUCGGGAAAAACGAUCGUUUGGAGCAGAUAUUGAACGAUUUCGACAAUCAGGUCGCUGGCACCAACUCCGAGCCGGUCGACGAAUACGAUGAAAUGUUGCGAGCUGGGCCCAUGCGAUUGCUGGAGCGUUUUCGUUCAACGCCUACUGCUAUGGAUGGGGCGAGCAUUUCUAGUCCUGCUGCUGCCAUUGGCACAGCUACCGCCGAUGACGAAAACGCCACGGACGGUACUCCCACCGGAGUGAACGGAACCACGUGCGAGCCAUUGCCCAUUUCGCGACGAGCUCUUUUCUCUGCUAUGAAAAAGGACAAAUCAGAAACGGCCACUCCCCGAACACGCCGCAAAACGAUUCUACUCAAACCUCAAAUGACGAAAGUCGCGGAAGAGCCAACCGCCUCGAAACAGCAAACUCCUGUAGCAAAGAGCAACGUAUCUAAUCGUCGCAAAACGAUCGUAGCCAGCGUCAGCGAGGACAGCGAUUCACUAUCUCCGUCAGUUUUCAACCCCGAGCGAACCGGGCGUUCCCGUCGUAACACAAUCGUGGUUACGGCGGAAAUAAACGUAACCCAACAGGGUGAACAACCUCCAAAAAAUAAGCUAGAUAUGACAACGAGCAAACUAGACAAACGUCGUAAAACGGUCGUCGACGACAAUCUUUCGGCCAGCAAAGACAACAGUCCUCCCCCGGUGGUGACCGUAUUAAGCAAACGGACCCGGCGCAAAACAAUCGCUUUCGUGAAUGAUGAAAAUACUCCACCGUCGACGACCGCGGGUCAUGCUUUGAGCGCUUUAAAAUCUUGCACCGGUGUGCAAUAUGGGUCCAUUUAUUCCCCAAAAGAUAUGGACUUCUCUCAAGCUCCAAACGGGCCAUCAUCGAACGAACUAGCCAAGGGUCCUAGCAAUGGAACGACAAUGAGUGUCUCGACAACGUCUGGAAACGACGGAACGGGAAUGUCGAUUGUUGAAAAGACGGAUGCUUCGGCCAUGGCCCAUAUUAGUGUCGGCCGGCAAACAAUUUUCGAACCACCGGCAGGGCUUCACAGCACCCAACAGUCGAUAGAGAUGGCUUUGGCUUCGCCCUGCAAUGGUUCCCGGAGACGCACCACUCUCUCAACAACACGCAGUAACACUUUUUCGGAGCCACUGCAAUUGACCGCAAGCGCAACGAAAUCGUUGUCUCUAUCGGCAUCACGCAAUUUGACACAGCACGGCAGAGGCGCACCUACCUCAAGCCCCAAGGUCACUCACGAGCCCCCAAAGACUUUGUUGCAGGAGUACCAAUCAUCGCUUAGAUUUGACUCUGCUCGGGCCCCUGAGCGCCGACGCCAAACAGUGUUCGACAUAACGAUGGACAUUGUGGAUCAGCGACUGUCGGAGAUUAACCGCCGUGCGGCUGCCGCGAAAGAAUCACGUCAGCGGACAAUGACUCCCAAAGAGAAGUCUUCCUCCGGCUCCAGUAUCGAGAUAACUCCGGCUCAACCGGAUCUCAAAACUCCGCCACCGGCAACCCAACAGACCUCUCUCAACGAGUACUUUAAAAAAACGGCGAAAUCGGUCGAAAAGUCAACCAAAUCCAACGAUUCGACCGUUCCUAACAGCACCGUGAGUGGAAUAAUGGAAAGCAGUGAAUUGACGGGCGAAAGCGUCGCCAGUGACGUGCCACGCAAACGGAAACUUUUCAACGUUCAAACACUAUCGGAGGAUGCGCUUGUCAACAAACCGAAUGGCACAACUGUGACCCCUAAACCGACACCGAAAAGACGUUCACUUGCUCCGGCAGCGAUGGCUCCCAAUUUGGCCACACAAAGUGCAAAGAAACGACGAACUACAAUGUUUUUUGUGUCGCCGGUUCCGGCUGCCGAAAGUCAAGCGGAGGCUCGCCGCAAACAACCGCAUGUCGCUAGCAGAGGACUACCGACGGUAGGAUCGCAAUAUCCAACGGCAUCGCGCAAUUACCUGGCCACAACUAACCUCCACACCGAGCAGAGCGCAUUCGUGAAGGAGGCGCUGCGCACUCUCGGUGGGUUUAUUGCGGAGCCGGAUGUAACCGACAACACAACGCACUUGGUGACGCUGGAACCACGACGCACUGUAAACCUGCUGCGUGCGCUAAUCCGUGGACUGUGGAUCGUCCGGUACGAGUGGAUCGUGGAAUCCGUUCGCCAAGAACGCUGGCUACCGGAAGAACAGUUUGAAGUGCGCGAUUUCUCGACAGCCGUACAGAUCAAUCGUAGCGAGCGGCAAGCAUUCGGUAGCAACUAUCGAAAUGCCCUGUUCGCCGAUUACGGUCCGUUCUGGAUCUCGCGCCGUUGCGCCGUACCAGCAGAACAGUUGCGCGAAAUACUGUUGCUAUGCCGUGCAAAAGUUGCCGAAAGUCGUACCAAAGCAAAGUAUCUCAUCGUACCGCAGGCACCAGACCGGGACUAUCGGACAAACGAGCAACAGAUUUGCAUCGAUCCCCUCUGGAUUCUUGAUAGUAUUACCGUUAAUAAGGUAAAGAAACUAUCGACAAAAUAUCGUGUCCAUCAGUGA